This is a messenger RNA of Emericellopsis atlantica, 1900 nucleotides long. RefSeq lists its product as uncharacterized. The record is from RefSeq and is a predicted model, not a curated record. NCBI's taxonomy places the organism in Eukaryota, Fungi, Ascomycota, Sordariomycetes, Hypocreales, Bionectriaceae. The coding region runs from base 463 to 1566 and encodes 367 amino acids. The transcript has 2 exons.
CCCACCUCAAGAAGCUCAAGCCUCAAUGCGUCCAAGGUAGUCGAGCUCGUUCCCAGCCACCCUACAGCAAUAGACCAGCCUUCCAUCCCGUCCAAGUCCAACGUCAGGCGUCUCCGUUUUCCCAUCUAAUCGACAUCACCAACAUCAUCCUCAAGUCAACAACAACAACGCGCGCACCCCUUUGUCGAUCGGUGCAAGAUACCUACUACUUGGACGCAAUUGUAUGAUACCUGCGACAUUGUUUACUACCGAGAUUCCCGACUGUUGCGACCACAAGUCCACCAAGAGCAGAACCCCGACCUAGGUUGAAAAUUGGGUGACUCGAGACUCGUCAGUCAGGUUCAGACGACACUCGGACACUUCACCACUCAAUCACAUCUGGCACACGACAGAUUCGAGUGAAUUGAAAGUCACGUUUCAAUCUCGGGGCGCUACCCCUCAUCACAUUCACGCGCCAUCAAUAUGGCCUCAACACCAUCACCCUCUAUCGAGCGACCCUCGACUCCUCCUGCCCCCAGAUUUGGCGCCUACCACGAUCAUUGGGAACCUUUUCAAAGACGCAAGUCCUCUCGCAUUUCAUCCCAACAAGCCACAUCGGCUGUUCGCACGCCCUCACCGCCCUGUGCAUCUACCAUGAAGACGGAGAAGCGAACAAACAAAGGGUCAGCGCGCAAGCCCGACCAGACUCUCCUCACACCAACCAAAACACCACGCAGGACCAAGACCAUGAAAGAGUUCAGCGGUCGAGUCCUUCCCUCUGUCGACGAGAGCGUCCUCAGUCGCACAGGCCGGACUUUUAAGAAGAUUUCUGGCUCAACACUGGAGAGCUUUGUCGCAGAGGAGCAGGAUCAGGACUUUGCUAUCUUCAGUGAUCCCCGCAAUGGUAUUCCCCAGAAGGACGAGGGCAGUCCCUUCUACAACCCGCCGCCUGCACCCAAGAGACCUGCACAUCUCAAGCGCAAAACAGUCAGAAUUCCUGGGGAAGGUUCCAAGUUGAUUGAUGAAGCUGUGCAUCGCGAAGAUGGCAUGGUUAUGAACUUCCGCGGAAAGACGUACUUUCAGCCGAUCACUAGAUCUGCCGCCGACGAUUCCAAUGAGAUUGAUGAACUCUCCCAAGGGGAUGGGUCGCUAUCACAUGUCAAGGCCAAGCCCUUCAAGCCGAGGCUGCUGUGGCCAAGCAAGAAGACUGAAGACAAGGACUUGAUAGACGAGGAAGAGGCUGCGACAGAUAUUGAGGAUGCGAACCUGCCAGAGUCUGACGACUUGCCUGCUAGCCCCGUCACGCCAGUUCGCAACAGGACCACAAAGGCGACACCAAACGCACCCAAAUUCCCUGUUUCACCGCCGGCAACGCAACGGACAACCCGCUCCACCGAGAAGCUCGCUCACCCAACACCGUCCCGAAGCAAGGCUGGGCGUUCUCAGCAGCCUGCACUCAACUACAACAAGUGGGGAUCCGUCGCUAAGACGCGCAAGACGGCGACGACGACGGGCAAGCGCGUAGCAGAUGAACCCCUCGGUCAGGAUCGCCCCAAACGAGCGCGAUCAUCGGAGGCGCAGACAUGAGAAUUCGAGUGCUUUGGAUUGAGAGAUGCACGGAUAUCAAUGGACAAUAGCGCUGGCACGGAUCUUUUUGGCGUUUGACAGCAAUCAUCGACACCUUCUUUGGUGGAGGAAGGCUGCCUCCCCUUUUGCUUAAUACUCUUGCGUCUUCGUCUCCUUGGUAUAGGUGCCUUGGAUCUUCUUGUUCAUUCUUCUCUCACAACAUGACUUGAUUGGAUGGACACAGAAAUGGCACAUCCUGGACGGAAGAGACUUUCUUGCAUCGCGACUCAGCUUAGGAUGGAUAUUGAGGGAAACUAGAUAGAUACCUUUGUGAUGAAUGUCAAAACAUUUCCAC